Molecule: messenger RNA, 7071 nt
Organism: Ostrea edulis (European flat oyster)
Lineage: Eukaryota; Metazoa; Mollusca; Bivalvia; Ostreida; Ostreidae
Exons: 6
Coding region: 138-2714 (858 amino acids)
Biological process (GO): regulation of transcription by RNA polymerase II
Cellular component (GO): nucleus
Molecular function (GO): DNA-binding transcription factor activity, RNA polymerase II-specific; RNA polymerase II cis-regulatory region sequence-specific DNA binding
Source: RefSeq, a predicted model, not a curated record
GUACGGUAACAGGCGCAUUAUGUAUAGACGCCAUUUUUUCGAGUACAAAAAUAAAGAUAGCAAUGCCUGAUUGAUUAUUCGACAAGUUAUCGAAUCGGAACAAAUAUUACUGCUAGCUGAAUGCUUAUUGUACGAAGAUGAAGAAGGCCAAGAUGCCAGAGGACACAACCCUACAACAUAUCCCUCAGCCAUCGGAGGCUGCCAAACUACCACAGUUACCUCCCCUGUCAAUAGACACCAUGACACAGGUGGAGUUACAGGAUUUUAUCCCCCAGCUGGUUAGUAUUGUGAUGGCCAACAAAACUGGGCUGUAUCGAAAGAACUGCCGGCCUGAGUGGUGGCCCUCGGACAUUCCAUGGACGGGGACUAGAGCAGACUUACUGUACCAGGAGAGUAAUUGGUCGGAGCCUCUGAGAGAUGCGAUCCGUAAGUGUUAUCGUCACAUGGGACAGGAAAGACUACUGAAAAUGAACAAGCGGGACAACAGUAAACAGGCUGCCACGUCCAGUAAUUCUAACAAACCUGGAGAUCGGACGGAGUCUUCACCACGAUACUACAAGAGUUCCACAGAAAACGCGAAAAAAACUUGUCAAUAUGCAGAAAUUUACAUCUGUUAUUUCUGCGAGAGGGAGUUCUCGGAUAGGACAUUGAUGCGGGAACACCAGGCAGAGUGUCGGGAGCGCCCCCCACAGCUUCAGGAGGCCAUGAAAACCCCACCCCAGUCUACUGACUCCACCCAGGGGCCACCACAAAUGAGUCCUGUCAAACUAGAUCUCAACUGUAAGACUCCCAAGAUCCCUAAGGAUGGAUUUAUAAAGCUGUUCAAUUUGGUGCCGAAACAGAAAGCGGACAGAAUUCUGGCCAGACACAGGAACAGUUUGGAUGUGGAGUGUGAUGAACUGGACUACUCCGUCCCCGAUACUCCGAUUUCUCCUACCACACCAAGAACGCCCAAGUCUCUGAUCUCACAGCUGAGUCGAGACGAAGGCGUGUCUUCCAGAAAGAGACUGAGUUACUCGGAGCCUUUAGAUAAUGAGGACAAGGAAAGCGUGGUCAGCGGAUGUAGUGAAGAAGCCGAGGAGAAGACGACACAGAAAGGGAAAUCCCUACUCACCAUUGACGUCUCCUCCCUGCUGGGGCAGAGAAUUCAGAAACACGUCAAAGUUGAUUCAUUUAUGCAAGUGAUUGGGGAUUCCGAAUCAUUUUGUAAGACGCCUGUCAAAAACUCUUUCUAUGAAAAGCUACGCAAUCGUACCAUUACAUAUCCUCUUUCAUAUAGACCUCGGCGGAAACAUGACGGCAAAUUUGUGCAUGAGUACGGAUUUACUAGCAGACAGAAAAUGGAGAUUAAGGAAAGACUGAAGUCUGGACUAAAUAAGAAUGGAAGACAGCUUCUAAAAAGCAUACCCAAGUGUUCUGUGGAUGUAGCCAGGCUGACAAAGUGGGAACUAAGACGAUUCUUGUCCAAGUACAGCUACAGAAAAUUUUUGAAUCUCAAACCUGUAGUGCAUGCCUCCGAACCGGAAUUUCCAAAGGAACCGCUUCUGUUGUCUCAGAACGUAGAUAAACUUCUGGGGCUGAAGAAGAGGUCCGAGAUGAGAGUAUCUAAACUGAAUCAGCUAGCACCAGUAAACGUAGUGUCCGAGGACGCCAACGCAGAGAUUACGAAGCAGAAGUUGACGUUAUAUCGAUGUCUGCUGUCGGAUUUGGCUGCCAUGCAGUCCAACUUGAAGAAAAGUAAGAAAUCAGCGGAAGCACUACAGCAAUCUCUUCAACUCAAACUGGAACAGAUUCCAGGGAAUCUACACAGAGCAAAGAAGAUAAAACGUGAGACACCUGGGCUGAAAGCAUCCAAGUUACCUCUCAGUCCACCGAGUACACCCAUAGUGAUCAAACAUCAGGAUCACAGAGUAAAGAAAAGACCAUUUCAAACCCAACCGGACGAUGACAUAUCCAUUAUCUCUAUUUCUUCUGAUGAGGAAUCCGUGAAUUCUCGAUGCUGUAUCGCGUGCAAGAAGAGAAAGUUGUGCCCGUGUUCACCAGAAGUGUCGCUGGAGCGAGUGUCCUCCACUGAGCCGUUGGAUGUAUCCAUCGUGAGGUCUGCCUCCAUCUCCCCUCAGAUAUCACCCUGUAGCUGUGUAUCUACCCCAGAGUCAGACUCUUCUCUUCAUUUAAAGCUCUCCCCCUCCCCCUCCCCAGAUUUGGUUCAUUGGCACACGAGAACCUCGAGAUCACCAACAGUCAAAGAUGAGUUGGUCGCAAAGCCAUUGCUGAAAUCACCCACAGAAAAGCCUGCAUCUCCCUCAGUCUCUCAGAGAGGGAGGCCGAGAGGAAAGAACUCUCUCCACGAUACAGUAAUACUAAAAGAAAAGUCUGUCUCGUCACAGAUUCCUGUCAAGAAACCACUUGUUACAUCAACGCCAAGAAUGUCGCCCCGAAAAUCCUCGCAACAACCAGCCAUCGUGUCUCCUUUGAUGGGAAAUGUGCAGAAUCUACCGAAAGAAACGGACAGAAGUGCAAUGAAGAAAAUCGGUUCAGAGGGUACCAAAGCUGCUGCACGGAAUUCUCCACAGAAAAAAUCGUCUCCAGCGAAGAAAAUAGACAUUCAGGAUGAUCUGGUUAUCAGAACAAGGUCCAAAGCAGGAGUCCCCCUGAAGAGAUCAAAGAGAAUAUUAUCCGCCUUCUCACAGGGCAGUCCAAAAAAAUAUAAAUAGACACCAGAUGGAGGAUCUGUGGAAUAGAUGAAAUGUGGUGAUACACAUCUGUAUAGUUGUUGGUGAAAAUAAAGUGGAAAUUAUUCCACUUGAAGACGUGUUCAUGUAUAUAACUUUUAAGAGCUGAGGAGACGUAAUGAAAUAUCGAUGAUCUGUCUGAACAGUGAAAAGUAAAAAUGAUUCUAUGUAUGUUAAACUGAGAUGCAAUAAAUCGCCACGAUUCCUACGCUGUGAUCUCUCUCUACAGUAUGAUUGAGGAGGAGUGCGAGUCACAAAAUACAAAACGCUAUGUUCCCUGCCAAAGUUAUUGAACUGCAUUUCAUUUUGUAUGACCCAUGUUACGUACCAUAAUGACAAUGUAAAUGUUCCUCUGGAAAAGUAGAACUCUUGUACAUGUAGUGCGACUGAUGCUGUUACAGACAGUCCAGAUGAUGUGGACCUGACUUUUUGUAGGUCUAUACAUUUAUGUUGAAAUAGUGACUUUUUGUUGGUCAAGAGAUAUAUACUAAAUAGUGCUGCUGUGAUGGUGCUGAUUAACACUGUUUUGGGGCGGAGAUAUUGAAUCACCGGUAGCCCCGGGCAGUUUAAUGUUAAUGUCAAAAGUUGUUCAAAUGAAAGAUAUUUUUAUUACCAUGGUGACAAAAAUUUAGGGUUGGUUACAAAUUUAUAUUGCCCUAAAAACAUUUAAUAGAAAUGAAGUACAUUAUUGCCAAAAAUUUGUUAACUACUUAAAUAAUUCAUGCUAUCAAGGCGAUUUAUCUUAGAAUUUAUCUCCACAGAAAUUUAUUAGUGGGGGUUGGGAUGAAAUUAUCAAGAUAUUUUAAAAAAGUUUCUCGGAUAUGAUAAAUCGCCGAUGGUUGUUUACAACGGAUGUCGAGAUGUGAUAUUGUUAACAGAGAAAUUUAUUUUUUAACCAUGACUUUUUCUGUAUAGAUUAGUGAAGGAGUUGCCAUUUUCCCCCCAGAGAAUCAAAAGUUUUUGUGUAAUUGUAGUAAACUUUUGUAGCAAAGAUUAUUCAAUUACUUUAAGCACAAACAAAGCAUUUUAAUUGGGUUCAUCUUAAUUUUUGUCAUCCUAAUUAUUGAAUGAAACCAUUUGUUGUGAAUAAUUGAGAAUGUGUGCAUGCUUUGUUGUUUUUUUCACUACAGAGAUUAUGAAUAAGGUUGUAGUCAGUGGAUGAGUACGAACAUUUGCUUGUUCUGAAAUCGGGCAUUACUGGUAAAAUCAUACUAUGUUUUUGUUAUCAAUUCAGCUGUGUGUUUUAAUUUUAUCUGUGUAUUUUUAAGUGUUAAACCAAAUCGUAUUUAAGAAUUCAAAAUUUUUCAAAUAGAAAAAUAGUCUUGGAGAUUUGUUUCAGAAAAUUCGUUCACAUCUUAUUUUUAAAUUUCUGUUCAUUACUUUUUAUUUCAAUUAAUUGUUUUAUAUGUAUCUGUGGCCAAAGUCCCCCCCCCCCCCCCCCCCCCCCCCCCCCCCCCCCCCCCCCUCUGAUUUACAUCUGUACGUGUGUAUAUUGACUAGCUGAUAUAGACAGACAGAUGCAAGAAAAUCCAGUUACUCUAACACGAGUUAUGUAAAUUAUUUUGUGCUUGGUGUUUUUAUAUGUUGAACAGUUUGUUUUUUAUUUUACACUGUAUAUUACUGUUCCAAUGUUUUGUUGAUACGAUAUAGCCCCAUGUCCUCUUCUGUUAGAACCUGAAGCCUAGAUUUUCCAUUUGUGUUUACGCAAAAGUGUAUGUUAGCAUAAUACGAAAGCAUGAAACCAUGACAACUGUAUUCAGUGUGUGCUGUGUUCAUCUGUAUUAAAUUGAACCGUUUGAAUUUUCUAGCUGUAUUAAGUUUAACCCUGUUUGAAAUUUCUAGCUGUAUUAAGUUAAGCCCUGUUUAAAUUUCCAAGCUGUAUAAGUUCUCAUUAGGAUAUUGUUACCAAGGGUUGCCAUUGGAAAAACGGUACACACACACAUAAAUAUAUAUAUAUAUGUAUAUACAUUAAGGAUGGCAAUCGAAUAUAGAAUUGCCAAUCGGUUAACAGCAGCUUGUUUUAACCGGUUAAUCGUAUCAAAAUGUACGUUUUGUGACCUAGUUAUUGGCUUCAAUUUCUCAAGUUUGCUAUGUUUAUUUGCACAGAAAAGACAAUGCAACACACUAGUAAUAUUCUGUUCAUGUUUAAUUAGAACAUAAAAUGCAAUGAGUGUUAGAAAUCGUCAAAAGCAUGAAAGAUACAUGAGACUUAAGAGAGAAAUAAAUCCCUAAGUCCAGAUUUCACAAGUUUAUUCUACACUUUACCAUCGUCAAAACUAAUAUUUAAUUUGCAGAUUUUGUCUAAAAAAUUAUUUGAUCAACACUAGGUGAGGAUAGGUGACUUCUCAGUUUGUUUACGACGAGAAAUAUCUUUUGAACUGUUUCCAUACAUGCGAUGUUGAAGGGGGCGGCUGUUCAAUGACAAAUCGAGGUGUCCCGAUACAUAUUAAACCAGUUUACAGUUCAUACUAAAUGUUAUCAGUACUGAACAGAGAUUUUAUUUUCAUUUAUGCACGAUGAAAGAAACACUGGAGGAUUGGAGCAGUGAAGCUGAGUUUAAACAGUAAUUAGCACAUUUCCUCACAUGCCGCCAAUACAAUUAUCUCCAAAUUUACUAAUUAGAUACAUGAAAAUGCAAACAUCACUAUUUAAAGCAUUUGGAAAUAGAUUGGGAAAUUUGUAGUUAAAGAUGCAUUCAAAUAUACUCUUUUUUCCGAUAACCACCAUUUUGACCGAGUAACCGGUUAAAAAUUGCCAUCCCUAAUUUAUAUAUGUAUAAUAUAUUUAUUUUAUGUCAACAUUUAAAGUUUCUUGUAUGUGUUUUUAAUAAUGAAAUCUGACUAGAAACUGCAUUAAUUUCAAGCAACAUUUGGGAUAGUUCCUCAUACUGAAUGCAUUAAUGGUAUCAUAGUCUGUGUAAAUGUCUGUAAAUAGAACUGUUUAUUGAUUGGAUAUACCCACGAUCAAAAUGUCUUUAUUUUCAUCCUCAGAACAAAGCAAUUUAUAGUUUUUGUUUAAUCUUUUAGGUUUAGUCCUAGUUUUCAGUUGUCCCUGUUUGGGAAAUUACAGAUGUGAAAAUGGAGAGAGAGAGAAAGAGAGAGAGAGAGUAUUGUACAGUGCCAUAUUGUCCCUUGUAUUACCAGAGAAGGCUGUGCUUUCAGACAAUAACAUAAUUCAACCUUAUAUAUGCUCACUCUCCUUUAUCAUAAAGCGAGGGAAUUUGUUGCAUUUUUAUCUUUCUUGCAUGGAGGGGCAUGGAGCUGAACCAUUUUUUACCCUGAAGGAUACGGUAGUUGCCCAUUACAAAACUCAUUGCAUACUCUUACUGGGGGGGGGGGGGGGGGGGGGGGGUCAUCAUCACAUUGCUUUCAAUGGGAAGUUAUUGCAUACUAUUGCUUUUAGGGCAGAAAUUGUAUUCUUUUCAGGGAAAGAUGUAUUGCAUAUUGUUGCUUUCAGGGGAAGGGUCAGUUAAUGCUCAUUGUCCAUCUCAUCAUGCUUUGAACAGCAUUCACUUUUUAGUUCAGCAUCAUUAAUUCACAUAGUAAGGAGAUGGUGCAUUUCUUAACCAUGUUGAUAUGGGUAUAGCCAGGGUGUUUAAAUAUCCAAUUAUGGUGAGAGAGAUUUCAUAUUUGCAUGUACAAUCGUAUGUUUCAGUUUAAAAAAUGUAGCAUCUAAUUGAAUUUGGUGUUGGAUCAACAUCAGUUUUAUGUUAGACCACCUGAAUUUUGGGAUUGGAUUUUUUGUCAGUUAAGUUUUUUCGCUGCAUGAGAUUUAAUCAAGUUUCUCAGUGUGCAGCAUACGACGUGCGAGAAUAAUGUUCAGUGUCGAUAUAUACAGUCACUUCACUAGCUAUAUCUUAGUCAACUGUUGUUCAUUUCUGUUGAAUUUUUAAUCUGUUUUUAUUUUUACCUCCAGUGGAUGUUGUAAUCUCAGGCACUCAACAUUUUAAAUAUCUAUAAUAAAAAAAUUGUCAUCCUGUAAACAUAAUAUUCACGUGAAUAUUAUGUUUACAGGAAGAGAGUUUUUUUAUUAUAGAUAUUUAAAACGUUGAGUGCCUGUGGUUCUAACUUAGCAGCCUUGUUUUUAUUUCUAUACAGUUUAUGUAGAAAAUGGACAUCCCAUGUCCUAAUGCUUUAGUUUCAUUAUCAAAUGCAAGAAUUGGAUUUUUCUUUAAUUCAGUUUGAUAUGGUUUCUGUGAUUUUUAUCAGAUCAUUUUAAUUCAGAUGCAAUUUGACUGUAGAAAUUUGACACCAUUAACUGAAAUUUGGAGAUUGUUACGAAUAUGAAUUAGACUGCUUGUCUGUUUGCUCAAAAUUAAAGCCACUGUCGUACACAAACA